AUGAAAUACGUUGUUGUUUCUGGUGGUGUUAUUUCCGGUAUCGGUAAGGGAGUCAUUGCAUCUUCUACUGGGUUAUUACUUAAAACCUUAGGUUUACGUGUUACUUCCAUUAAGAUUGAUCCAUACAUGAAUAUUGAUGCAGGUACUAUGUCUCCGUUGGAACAUGGUGAAUGUUUCGUGUUAAAUGAUGGUGGUGAAGUUGAUUUGGAUUUAGGUAAUUAUGAACGUUAUUUAAACAUUACCUUAACUAGAAAUCAUAAUAUUACUACUGGUAAGAUUUAUUCUCAUGUUAUUGAAAAGGAAAGAAAUGGUGAUUAUUUAGGUAAGACUGUUCAAGUCGUUCCUCAUAUCACUAAUGCCAUUCAAGAAUGGAUUGAACGUGUUUCUAGAAUUCCAGUCGAUGACACCGGAUUAGAACCAGAAGUAUGUAUUAUUGAAUUGGGUGGUACUGUUGGUGAUAUUGAAUCUGCUCCAUUCGUUGAAGCUUUAAGACAAUUCCAAUUCAGAGUCGGUACUGAUAACUUUGCCUUGAUUCACGUUUCUUUAGUUCCAGUUAUCCACGGUGAACAAAAGACUAAACCAACUCAAGCUGCCAUUAAGGACUUAAGAUCUUUGGGUUUAACCCCUGAUAUGAUUGCUUGUAGAUGUCAAGAAGAAUUACAAGUUGCUACUAUUGAAAAGAUCGGUAUGUUCUGUCAUGUUGGUCCUGAACAAGUUAUUGCUGUUCAUGAUGUCAAUUCAACUUAUCAUGUUCCAUUAUUAUUAAAACAACAAAAGAUGAUGAAAUAUUUGACUAAGAAAUUGACUAUUGGUCAAGUCCCUAAAGAAGCUGCUAUUAAAGGUGAACAAUUAUUAAGCAAAUGGAGACAAUUAACUACCAGUCAUGAUAAAUCUUUUGAAACUGUUACUAUUGCCCUUGUUGGUAAAUAUACUCAUUUACAUGACUCUUAUUUAUCAGUCAUUAAAUCCUUGGAACAUGCUUCCAUGAGAUGUCAUAGAAGAUUAAGAAUCGAAUGGGUUGAAUCUUCUAAUUUAGAAGAAGAAAUUAGAAACACCAACUUAUCAGAGUAUCACAAGGCAUGGCAUCAUGUUUGUCAAGCAGACGGUAUUUUAGUUCCAGGUGGAUUCGGUUCUCGUGGUAUUGAAGGUAUGAUUGCUGCUGCCAAAUAUGCUCGUGAAAAUGAUAUUCCAUACUUGGGUGUCUGUUUAGGUUUACAGGUUGCUGUUAUCGAAUUCGUUAGAAAUGUAUUAGGUAAAGAAGGUUCUACUUCUAUGGAAUUUGAUAAGACUAUUGAAGAAAAGGAUGCUUCUGUUGUUUAUAUGCCAGAUGUUGAUCAAGUUAAAUUAGGUGGUACAAUGAGAUUAGGUAUUCAUGCCACUAAAUUUGUUGCUGAUUCUCAUUGGUCUAAAUUAAGAAAAUUAUAUGGUGAUGCUGAUGCCGUUUAUGAAAGACAUAGACAUAGAUAUGAAGUCAAUCCAUUGUUAACUGAAGAAAUUGAAUCUCAUGGAUUGAAAUUCAUUGGUAAAGAUGAAUCUGAAAAGAGAAUGGAAAUGAUUGAAUUAAAAGAUCAUAAAUUCUUCACUGGUACUCAAUAUCAUCCAGAAUAUUUAUCUAAAGUAUUGGAUCCUUCAAGACCAUUCUUAGGUUUGGUUGCUGCUGCUUCUGGUAUUUUAGAUGACGUCUUACAAGAAGAUUUGAACUAUAAAGGUGAAUUCUAA
Hemisphaericaspora subhashii is the source of this 1719-nucleotide messenger RNA. RefSeq names its product CTP synthase (gene URA7). Gene Ontology annotation, molecular function: CTP synthase activity; identical protein binding. Gene Ontology annotation, biological process: CTP biosynthetic process; pyrimidine nucleobase biosynthetic process. NCBI's taxonomy places the organism in Eukaryota, Fungi, Ascomycota, Pichiomycetes, Serinales, Debaryomycetaceae. Gene Ontology annotation, cellular component: cytoplasm; cytoophidium. The transcript has a single exon. Bases 1 to 1719 code for a protein of 572 amino acids. The record is from RefSeq and is a predicted model, not a curated record.